This is a messenger RNA of Papaver somniferum (opium poppy), 1127 nucleotides long. Its product is annotated as cold-regulated 413 plasma membrane protein 2-like. NCBI's taxonomy places the organism in Eukaryota, Viridiplantae, Streptophyta, Magnoliopsida, Ranunculales, Papaveraceae. The transcript has 4 exons. The coding region runs from base 318 to 932 and encodes 204 amino acids. Gene Ontology annotation, cellular component: membrane. The record is from RefSeq and is a predicted model, not a curated record.
CUUUGAACAGUAGCGGAUCUUGGACUUUUUACAGAGAAAAGAAGGGAUAGGUGGAGAGCAGGCAGCGUUGCAAGCUCAUCAGCAUUAAGCUGAGUCUAUCGCCAAAUCCCGAUCGUGGCACUUAUCCAAUUAGAGUGACAGAUCUUUAAUUUUAACAUUUUAAAAUCAACGCUUUUAUUUUAGUCUAAUCAUUUGAUUAUCUACUCUAAUCUCUUUAUACAGUUUUCGUGUCUGUUAUCUUUUUUCUUCACACUGCUAUCUCUCUAGAAGUUGAAUUCUGAAUCAUUCUUCAGAUCUGAAAGAGAAAAGUUCCAAAUAUGGUGAGAACAGAGUACAUUCAGAUGAAAACUGAUGAUAAGAUCGCGGAGAUACUCGGUUCUGAUUUCCAAGAUCUCAAAUUAGCUGCUAGGAAAUAUGCUGAUCAUGCCAUCAAGCUUGGUGGCCUUGGAAUCGGAACUUCCUUUUUUCAAUGGCUAGCUUGCUUAUCUGCCAUCUAUCUCUUGAUCUUGCAGCGAACAGGCUGGAAGACAGAAAUGUUGACACAGCUAUUGAUACCAUACAUUUUCUUCAGUCUUCCUGACGUAGUUUUCAACUUCCUAAGAGGAGAUGUAGGAAAAUGGAUUGCUUUUGUUGCAGUCGUACUGAGACUCUUUUUCCCAAAGCAUUUCCCAGACUGGUUGGAAAUGCCUGCAGCGUUGAUUCUUCUGUUGGUGGUGACUCCUCAUCUGUUUGCACACAGCCUAAGGAACCAUUGGAGUUGGAUUGGAGUUGCAAUUUGUCUUGCCAUUGCAUGUUACUUGCUACAAGAACACAUCCGAAAGGCAGGCGGUUUCAGAGAUUCCUUCACUCAGCCCAAGGGUGUUUCGAACACAGUUGGCAUCCUUCUUUUGAUGGUUUAUCCAGUCUGGGCACUAGUACUUCAUAUCCUCUAGAGUUGGCCGCCCCGCCUUUUUUCAUAUUCAGCAGCAAUGAAUCUAUGAUUUUAUCUUAUGUUGUGUUUUGAGUGUGUAUUGUGUACUAGCCAAACGGCCCAAACCUGCAAAUGAGUGAUAAAUUUGAUUUGUCUCAAACUUGUACUGUAUCAUUUAUAUUCUGCUUAAUAGAAACAAUUUUCCAUUCCCAUUGCU